Messenger RNA from Lolium perenne, 3751 nucleotides. RefSeq lists its product as uncharacterized. The record is from RefSeq and is a predicted model, not a curated record. NCBI's taxonomy places the organism in Eukaryota, Viridiplantae, Streptophyta, Magnoliopsida, Poales, Poaceae. Gene Ontology annotation, biological process: snRNA 3'-end processing. Gene Ontology annotation, cellular component: integrator complex.
AUUCUGCGCCGGAAUCUCCGGCGACAGGCGGCGGCGAUGGAGACGAUUCCGGCGGCCUCCGCCAUGGACUGGAGCAUCGACCUCGACAGGAGCCUCCGCUCCCGCCACCUAGGCACGCGCCUUCAGGCCCUCGACGCCGCCGCCCCACGCAUCCGCGAGCUCGCCUCUUGCCCUGCCGUCCCGGCGGGGGUAGCCUCCGCGUCCGGAAUCAUGCCCGCCGAGUCCCGCAUCUUCGCCGAGACCAUGCUCCUCCGCCUCGCCACCGAGUUCCGGGCCGCCGCCGACGACUCCAUCCGGUCCCGCAUCGUCCGCUCCCUCCUCCGGAACAAGGGCGGCGGUUGGGCGGCGGCGGAGCCCGAGCAGAUCCUCCGUAGGGUCACGGCGGCGCACGGCGCGGCAGGGGCGACCCCGCGGGCCAGGGCGCUCGCGCUUAGGAUGUUCGGCUGCCUCGCCGACCUCGCCAAGGACAGCGUCCACGUUCGCUCCCUCGUCCUCUCCGGCCUCCGCUCCUCCAAUGCUGCCGAGGUCAAAGCUGCACUGUUUGCGGCUGGUUGCUUUUGUAAGCUGUCAGAGGACUUCUCACGCAUCACCCUUCAAGUGCUGGCUGGUUUAGUUACCUCACCAACAUCAGAAGCUCAAGUUAUUAUAGCAGCAAUCAAGACUUUCUCGAAGCUUGAUUGUACGUUGGCUGUUAUCCGUAGAGUUCGGGAGGUUGGAAAGGAGAUGGUUCUAGGCAACCUGGAAGAUGUAUUCAAAGCUGAAAUGCUCUUCGCACUGUCCAGGCUGGCGUCCAAGUCAAUUGUUUUCUUUGGUGACCAGGUGGAAUUUCUGUUAUUAUUUCUGGGACAUGAAUCUUCUCUUCCUAUGAAGAGUAUGGCUUUAAAACGUUUAUGUUUUAUGUUUCGCAGAAAUACUUUCUAUCUUCCUGUUGCCAGUACUGUUUUUGGCACAUUGCUACAUCUAAUUGAUGAUGAGGCUUUUCCACUUGAGUGCAAGAGCUAUGCACUCAGGAUCCUGCAAAAGAUGCUUUGUGUUAAAGCUCCAACCAUUCGUCAUAUCAAUGCUUCUGAGUUAACCAAGCUUGCUCUGGCUGCUGAAAGGUUUUUGCAUUGCUCUUCCUGGGAGAUGCUGGAUACUGCUCUCAGAAUUCUGGUGGAUAUCUUCUUUUGCUUCCACAAGCAAACAAAGCCACAUCAGACUAUAAGUACUUUGGGGAGUUCAUCAUUCUCUAACACUGGGAAGCAAGGAAUUUCGAACAACAUGCUGGCAACUCAUGAAGAAAAUAGCGAGGAUGAAUCAUCUCUGAAUAAGAUUCUAACAGUAAUAAUGGAUCAUAUUAUACCUCUGGCCAAUCAGCUCAGCAAUAGAAGCAAGGAAGUAGAAACCAGACAAACCUACAUGUCCUCCUGUGAACAGGAGAAAUGCAGGACCCUAUUCAGCCUCAUGCUAAAGCUUGUUUCAGGCUACCCUUCUGCUGCUUCUGUUGCUCUUGAUAAAUUAAGGUGCCUGAUAAAAGAACUGGCUCGAAUAAAUGCCAGUCAUUACUCCGAUGUGGCAGCUAGCUGUGUUGAAUCUUUUGUUGCUCAGGAGCAGUUUAGAGCUUCAGAUGAUACUACUGAACCAGCCACUGCAAGUAUUAAAGCUUCUCACAUGGAAACUGACACUGAUAAAAGUUUAGCUUCCGCUGACUUUUGUAGUAAGAAAUCAUCUGUAGUGCAUGAUCUAAUUCUUUGCACGCUUCAGUUUGCAAAUGCCUGUCAUGAUAUGUGUUGCAGAACAUCUGGCUCUUCCUGCAAUCCUCACCAUAGUAUCAAGGGUCUAACUGAAUGUGUACAGCAGAACGCUUCUCAGUAUUGUAGCACAUAUGAAUUCUUCCGUCUUAUAAUGUCUGCCCGUAUCUCAUGGAAUACUUGUAAAGUCAGGAAUGAUAUUGGUAACAAAGGAGCAGGUGGUUCAAAAGAGUACCCGGAGAUAUUCUCCACUCCUUCUUGGAUAGCUCAUGAAUUGUGUGCGCUCCGGAUGGCCAAAAUGCUUACAAGAAAACAGAGCUAUUGGGAAGCCUAUAGGUCUGCUAUGUACUGCUGUCGGGAAGGUCUCUGGUUCACUGCAUCAUUUUUCUUCAGAAAAGUUUCAGGUGCUUUUGAGUCGGGCUCCUUUAGUUUUUGGUUCAAGUCACUGCUUCUUUUUGGUGCCGGAGAACUUGAGAUGAAGCUAUUGGUUUUUCCUUCAGCAAUUAAUAAGUUGGUUGGUGAGCUAAAUACAGAGGGAGUUCUUCAUGAGGAUCUCUACUGUAUUGAAACAGAUGCUGACAGUACUCUUGCUAGAUCUCAAGAGUUGCAUGGCUGUCAAGAAAAGAUAACUGGUAUUUGUGAGAGAACAUGCUUAGCAAAUGAUGUCCUCGCAUCGAAUGCCUCUUCAGACUGUGAAUUCUUCUUCCAGAGGUGGUUCAUUAGUCUGAGAGUGUCUUUUCUUGAGAUCCUAACUGAUGUUCUUGGCAUCCUUAGUGCACACUGUUCUGCUCCUAAAGACAUAUCACAUCUUGAAUCAAGAGGAGACUCUUGUAGUGUAGCCACAGAGCAAAACCAAGUCCUGCUAGCUUUGACUAACUGUUCUUUAAGGCUGAGUGACCUAGCAAAGAGCUAUGAUCUCCUAGAUGCAUCCCAUGGGGACAUGGAUCACCAAAGCUUUACUACUGUGGCCAGGCUUGCUUUCAUGUGCUCGCUUUUGUCGUUUUGUACUGUGUUUUCUCUGGAUUUCUCAAACCUACUUAGCAGUUCAGAGCCUUGCAGGCUUCCAGAGAGAUUUUCUCAUGCUUCAGUCCUACAAGAUUUACAUGAAAGGGUAGAUAGGAAAGACGGCCAGGUUCUCUCCCAACUAAGACAGUUCAUUUCUGUUUCUUCUCAUGAACUGGACUCAAUACAGUUCAGCACUCGGAUGAACUGUUCAGGUUAUCUGGAAAAGGAUACUUAUUCUCUCUUCAAGUUUUCUGUGGCAUCUUUGCUUCGUGCGCGUGCAGAUGCCAAAGGAGUAGCAACAACUAGAGAAGACACUUUACCUCAGUUGCACAGAGGGAUGCAAUUUCUGUCUAGCGUUUUGCAGAGGUUGAUGGAAUUGCCUUUUGUUCUUCCCAAAUACUUCUUCAGCGUAAGGCCUUGCUUUGGCGCGGAGCUCUUCAUAUUCGAUUCCAACCCUGCAAACAGAGAUGGAGUAUCAAUAUCGCCCGGUUCCCAGCUGUCCCUGACUCUCUGCCUGCAGUGGAAGCGCGUGCUAGAGAGGACUCGCAUCCGCAUCGCGAAACUCUACUGCGUCCUCGCCACAAGCCCAUCGUUGCACUUACACACCGCAGGAACAAGGAGCAAGCAGUUUGAGAUGCGCAGGACUGCUGAGAUGGUCGUGCUGAACUCCAGGCUGCUGCGGCACAUAAAGCGCGAUCCGAGGAAGACGUGCGAGAAUAAGAGUUCCCGUCCCGAGACGGACCUGGUGACUGCGUUCGCGUGUUUCACACCGGAUGGCGGCGGGCAGGGAUUCUCGGACUGCCUGCUGGACGUCUCCUUGUUUCCUGUUGGUUCGUAUCAGGUAGCGUGGCAGGCGUGCUGUGUGGACGAGAACGGCGGGUACUUUAGCCUGCUGCCGUUAAAUGACGGUGUUGUUUUUUCUGUUCGGUAGCGCUGAUGGCCCCGUCGGGCUGGCUUGAAGCUCAUGUUUUCGGGUUUAGAAUCUGUAUAUGUCUGUGAUGUAGAAUAUAUCCAUU